Messenger RNA from Tetrahymena thermophila SB210, 747 nucleotides. RefSeq lists its product as hypothetical. The transcript is spliced from 5 exons. The record is from RefSeq and is a predicted model, not a curated record. NCBI's taxonomy places the organism in Eukaryota, Ciliophora, Oligohymenophorea, Hymenostomatida, Tetrahymenidae.
AUGAGAACUUUGUAGCCUUAAAAUAAAACUAAAAAUAACAAUCCCUAGAAUGGGAAUAACAACAACAGCAAUAACAAUAAUUAAAAAUAGAAUUAAAAAGGCGGAUAGAACUAGAAAAAUACUAAAAUUGUUACAAAGACUUCAUUUUUUUAGCCAUUAGACUUUUCUCUGGAAAUACUAAGUGAAGGAGAUAGUGCUAAAUUUAUGAAUAGCUUUAACGAUUAUAUUAAGGAAUGUAGAGGAUUUUAUUAAUUAAGUGAUUAUCUUGAUUUGGGGUCAAAAGAUCCUAAAAAAAGCGAAGUAAAGCAUAAAGUUUAACCUUUAAACAUGAGUCAUAUUCUAAUUGGGUUAAAAAGUAUAGCAAGAAAAUUGAGAAAUAAUCCUGAUAGUUUUGAAUCAGUCGUAUUAAUAUAUGAGCGUGAAUCCCAUGAUAUUUUAGAAGAAGUUUUAUAGUUAUGUAAUAGAAAGAAUGUCAAACUCAUUUUAUUAUAAAAAUCUCAAAGGAAAAGGAUGAUGGAUAUAACUGGUGUGAAAAAAUUCAAUGGUUUAGGUAUUCUAAAGUUUGAAAAAACAUAAAAUCAUAUUGAUGACAUAAAUAGCUACUCUUCAAAAUGUAAAUCAAACUUCACAUGGGCUGUUAACCCUGAUGAAUUAAAACCAUUAAAGUUAAAAAUUCAAACAAUAGAAAAGCCUAUUGAAAAGAAAAAGGGAGAAUAGGUAAAUAAACCUUAAGAAUCUUAAAAAUGA